AUAAACUUUCUAACUUAUCUUUACUACACAUUCCGCGCGCCUUAGUAUAGAAUUCUCACACCUGUAAUAUAUAAUAUACAUAGAACAAAUUAACAAUUAUGUUAUUAUAAAGGCGUCUACUGAUGAAGUCAGUUAGUUGCAAAAUGAAUCAAAUGUCCAGAGAAGAAAUUGAUAUCAGGCGACUUUUAACAAGAUGUGAAUUCAUGGCAAAAGAUGAUCCUCAUAAGGAUUGGAAGCUUGAAAAGUACAUCCUUGCUUUGGAUGAUAUGAUCAAACAAUUACAAACAUUACCACGUAAACCAUCUAAGGAUACCAUGAUGGGUUACAUUAAACGAAUAGAUUUCCUGAAGGGAUUAGUAAAUACAACUAAACUUACAAGUCCAGUAGAUAGAGUUGCAGCUGUACAAAUGUUACCAAAAAGUUCUACAACGUUUAAUGAUUCAAUAGGUCCAAAUAUAACAACCCAGAUACAUCAAAAAACUUCAGCAAAAUAUAAUAGAGAAUUGCGUGCUGAAUUAUUCCAUAGUGAUAAAGAAGAUGGUAUAAGACAAAGAUUAACUAGUACAAACAUGCAUGAUGAUGAUUUAGGUGCAAUUUUAAAAUAUAAUAGAAAUAUUCAAGAAAAAAUUGCUGAGAAUAUGCUUUCCAUGACUAGUAGCAUAAAAGAACAUGCUUUAGCAGCAAAUGCCAUUAUAAAAAAAGAUAUUGGUUUACUUGAAAAAUCUGAUAAAUUAACUGAUGUUAAUACAAGUAAAUUAAAAACAGAAUCACUAAAACUGCAAGAACAAACACAAUCAUAUUGGCGGUGCUGGAUGUGGGUGAUGAUCGCAUUUGUUUUAGUUGUAUUUUUCAAUAUGGUAUUAUUUAUAAAAGUUGCAAAGAAAAGUAUUUAAAUUUGUAAAUACAUUUAUAUAUAUAUCCACAACUGACUUGGGUACAUAAGAAUGAGGCUAUGUACAAAUGUGAAUAUCUUCAAUUCAAAUAAAAUCAUUAAUAUUGUUAUUCUUAUCAUAAGCAUAUCUGUAUAUAUUUUUCAUGAUGAAUUUUCAUCUAUGUGUAUAUGUGUUGACUACACUUAGUCAUCAAUAUGGUAAAUGAGAAUAAAAAUAUAAAAUUUUUAAUUUCCUCUA
Messenger RNA from Bombus huntii, 1130 nucleotides. RefSeq names its product vesicle transport protein USE1 (gene Use1). Gene Ontology annotation, molecular function: SNAP receptor activity. Gene Ontology annotation, biological process: retrograde vesicle-mediated transport, Golgi to endoplasmic reticulum. The transcript is spliced from 6 exons. Gene Ontology annotation, cellular component: endoplasmic reticulum; SNARE complex. The coding region runs from base 123 to 893 and encodes 256 amino acids. Lineage: Eukaryota; Metazoa; Arthropoda; Insecta; Hymenoptera; Apidae. The record is from RefSeq and is a predicted model, not a curated record.